Messenger RNA from Cavia porcellus (domestic guinea pig), 2191 nucleotides. RefSeq names its product DDB1 and CUL4 associated factor 12 like 2 (gene Dcaf12l2). Gene Ontology annotation, cellular component: Cul4-RING E3 ubiquitin ligase complex. Lineage: Eukaryota; Metazoa; Chordata; Mammalia; Rodentia; Caviidae. The record is from RefSeq and is a predicted model, not a curated record. Gene Ontology annotation, molecular function: protein binding. The transcript has a single exon. Bases 384 to 1778 code for a protein of 464 amino acids.
GCCUUUUCCACCGCCCUCUCUCACUCUCUCAUGACCUCGCGUCAUCUUCACCCCUUACAGACUUCCCUGCCUCCUCUAGGACCAACGUACUUCCUGCCCUCGCCUAACUCUGAAGUGCCUCCAGCCUCCUCGCUGCCUCUCUGUCAAUACUCUGCUCCCUCCAGCAGCGCGUUCCUCCCUCAGACCAGCCGCCAUCCUCUUCUUUGCUGCCUGUGCAGCCAGAACUCCGACCCACUGUUGCCUCCGCCUUCCUUGCUCUUGAGACCUAGCUCUCUCAGCUGACACCGAGACAUCGCUAUCUACGCUGCCUCCGCGGCCAACGCGGGUGCCACGCGCUUUCUCCGCCACCACUGCAACACACCGCCGCGGUUCUGAGGCCCAUCAUGGUCCCGCAGCAAACAGGUAGCAGGAAGCGGAAAGAGCCCGUUGUCGAGGCGGGCGCCGGGAGCUCGUCGUCGCAGAGCUCAGCGGCAGCUGGGCAAGGAGAGGGUGUCCUGCGGCCCAAGAAGCACAAGGGGCUGGAGGAGCAUCGCUCCGUGGUGUACUACCUGAAGGGCCGCGAGAUGUGCGCAGGGGGCUGCGCCAAUCUCCGGGGCUUCGAGGGCGUGCUGCGCGGCUACGCGGUGCAGAGGCUGCCGGAGCUACUGACUGAACGUCAGCUGGUCCUGGGCACUCUCAACAAGGUGUUCGCGUCGCAGUGGCUGAACGCCAGGCAGGUAGUGUGCGGCACCAAAUGCAACACCCUCUUCGUUGUAGACGUGCAGACGGGCCAUAUCACUCACAUCCCCUUGAUGCAGGACAGAGUUCCAGCACAAGUCAGCGCAGAGACAACCUCAGGCAUCCAUGCCAUUCAGCUGAAUCCCUCCAAGACUCUGCUGGCCACCGGGGGCGAAAACCCCAACAGCCUAGGAGUCUACCAGCUGCCCACCCUAGACCCUGUGUGCCUUGGCGACCAACAGGGCCACAGGGACUGGAUCUUUUCCAUCGCAUGGAUAAAUGACACUGUGGCUGUGAGUGGCUCUCGUGAUGGGACCGUAGCAUUGUGGCAAGUGGAUCCUGACCUGUUCAGUGGCAGCCCUUCCUGCAACAAUGAAGGACAGGUUCCAGCAUAUGCCCACAUCCGUCCGAGUGACAUUGAGAUGAUUCCCAGAGUCAACAGCAACCCUGGAAAUCGGAAAGUACGAGCCCUGGCAUUCAGUAGCAAGAACCAGGAGCUGGGAGCUGUGUCCUUAGAUGGUUACUUUCACCUGUGGAAAACCCGGAAUAAUCUGUCCAGGUUGUUGUCUAUCAGGCUGCCUUAUUGUCGAGAAAAUGUGUGCCUGACCUACUGUGAUGACUUAUCCCUGUACGCAGUAGGCUCCCAGUCACAUGUGUCCUUUCUUGAUCCACGCGAGAGGCGGCAGAAUGUUCGGCCCUUGUGCUCUCGAGACGGUGGCACAGGUGUGCGCUCUCUGAGCUUUUACCAGUACAUUGUAACUGUGGGCACAGGUCAUAGCUCCUUGCUCUUCUAUGACAUCCGUGCUCAGAAAUUCCUGGAGGAGAGGUCUGUUUCCAGCUUGGACUCUUUGCAUGGGCCUGCACGGAGGAAACUCAAACUCAUCUGUGGCAGAGGCUGGCUCAAUCAUGAUGACCUUUGGGUGAACUACUUUGGUGCAGUGGAGGAGUUCCCGAAUGCACUCUACACUCACUGUUACAACUGGCCUGAGAUGAAGCUGUUUGUUGCAGGAGGUCCUCUCCCUUCCGGCCUCCAUGGGAACUAUGCAGGCCUCUGGAGCUAAGGAUCAUGGCCUCAUUUUCAAAGUGAACAAAUUUGUCUUUCAUAUAAGUUUAACUUUCUGUGCUUUUUCUUCAUGCUAGUAAAUUUGUAUGCCUUUUGUCGUCCAGGUGGAACUAGCUUAACCUAUCUGCACUUAGUGUAUUAGCCACUGAGAUAGAAAGGACAUAGAGAAAGAGUGAACACAAGUUAUCCUUUUGGCAAUAAAAAUUUGACAUUAAAUCCAGAAGUGGUGAUGCAGGUCUAUAAUCUCAGUACUCUAGGAGCCCAAGACAAGAGAAUCACAAAUUCAAGUUCUGGAGAAUUUAACAAUUUAACAGGCUCGUGUUUUAAAAUUAGAGUGGGGAUGUAGCUCAGUGUGAAAGCCUUAGAUUCAAUUCCCUCGUACUAGAAAAAUCAAAAAAAAAACAGACAAAA